Messenger RNA from Neogale vison (American mink), 1021 nucleotides. RefSeq names its product family with sequence similarity 43 member B (gene FAM43B). The record is from RefSeq and is a predicted model, not a curated record. NCBI's taxonomy places the organism in Eukaryota, Metazoa, Chordata, Mammalia, Carnivora, Mustelidae. The transcript has a single exon. Bases 47 to 1021 code for a protein of 324 amino acids.
CCGUGAGCUCCCCGUGCCCCCAGCCCCUUUGGCCACCGCCGCCGCGAUGCUGCCCUGGAGACGCAACAAAUUCGUGCUGGUGGAGGACGAGGCCAAGUGCAAGGCGAAGAGCCUGAGUCCGGGACUCGCCUACACGUCGCUCCUCUCCAGCUUCCUGCGCUCCUGCCCGGACCUGCUGCCCGACUGGCCGCUGGAGCGCCUGGGCCGCGUGUUCCGCAGCCGGCGCCAGAAAGUGGAGCUCAACAAGGAGGACCCGACCUACACCGUGUGGUACCUGGGCAACGCCGUCACCCUGCACGCCAAGGGCGACGGCUGCACCGACGACGCCGUGGGCAAGAUCUGGGCGCGCUGCGGGCCGGGCGGGGGCACCAAGAUGAAGCUGACGCUGGGGCCUCACGGCAUCCGCAUGCAGCCGUGCGAGCGCGGCGCCUCGGGAGGCUCGGGGGGUUCGGGGGGCCGCCGGCCGGCGCACGCCUACCUGCUGCCGCGCAUCACCUACUGCACCGCGGACGGGCGCCACCCGCGCGUCUUCGCCUGGGUCUACCGCCACCAGGCGCGCCACAAGGCCGUGGUGCUGCGCUGCCACGCCGUGCUGCUGGCGCGGGCGCACAAGGCGCGCGCCCUGGCCCGCCUGCUCCGCCAGACCGCGCUGGCGGCCUUCAGCGACUUCAAGCGCCUGCAGCGCCAGAGCGACGCGCGCCACGUGCGCCAGCAGCACCUCCGCGCGGGGGGCGCCGCCGCCUCGGUGCCCCGCGCCCCGCUGCGCUGGCUGCUCAACGCCAAGUGCGCCUACCGGCCGCCGCCCGCCGAACGCGGCCGUGGGGCGCCGCGCCUCAGCAGCAUCCAGGAGGAGGACGAGGAGGAGGUCGCAGACGCGGAGGAGCGCGAGCGGCCCGAGGUGCUCAGCCUGGCCCGGGAGCUGAGGACGUGCAGCCUGCGUGGCGCCCCGGCGCAGCCGCCGCCCGCGCAGCCCCGACGCUGGAAGGCCGGGUCCAGGGAGCGGGCGGGCCAGGCGCGCUGA